CGCUGUAACCUUUCCGGGAACAUAAUCAUAUUUAUUAGAAGACAGUUCCGCUCAUUCAAAAAUAAAUGCUGCUCAUGAUCAUACACUACAGUCACCACGCUCAAGUAGCGAUGUUUUUUUCCGUAAAUACACUGUUCUGGCAAAAAUACCGAACCUGUUGAUCUGAGCACAAUUUAAAUAUUUCAUAAUUGUGCAACGCCGGUGAUUGCGGUGUUAAUGUCGAUCACUAGCUCUACUAGUUGCACGAGCAACAUAAUUGCAUAACUUUGAAGUGUGGUUUGUAUUGACGAGUCGACGUACCGCGUUUGCAGUUGGCAUCAUAUUAUUCUAAGCCGUUUACCAAUACCGUCAGCGCACCUCGAACCGCCCCACAUAUAUAUAUCUAUAUACGUAUUUUCACAUACGGUGUACAUAUAAUUAUACCUUGGUGUCAUCUUAUUGGAGUGUGCCACACGUGCAUUUCAUAUGAUGUUUUUGCUGAUCAUGUGCAGUUGUUCUCGACGUAAUUUGCAUCGCGUUCGUUCAAAUGGACAAUUUCAGAGUGUCGAAAUAAACUAGCUGGAUUUACCACAAACUGUCAUGCACAACUGAUUACUCAAGUGAUUUCGUUUUUCGUGCUGAUGAUUACACACCGUCGACAACGGAACCCAAUUAGUGAAUGCAGGAGCUUCACAAUAAAUCUUCUGCCACUGCAGACGAGAAAGUGAUGCGCACAAUGUGACAACCUUAAUGUUGCAUGGACAGUGUCCAGUUCAAAAAUGUGUGAUCUGCGGCACAGUUGUUUUGGAAUUCGAAUCAGCCGCAAUUUGGAUUACGGUAUUCGUAAUCCAUAAAAGCAUCAAAUUUGAUCAACAAUUCCCACCGGUAACUGUUGCGGAAUAUAAUGUCCAUAUUCCGUGUCCUUUUAUUGGGUGAUUCAGGAGUUGGAAAAUCUGCCCUAUCUGUGCGAUAUCUGACUCGACGAUCUGGGGAAUAUAUGUCGGACACAGAUUUGCUGUAUCGGUGUGGCAUCCAACUGGAAAACGAUCUGCUUGCUUUGGAAAUUUUGGAUCCUUGCACCAAUGCAAAGGUGAACACCGUUUACGAUGACGAACAGCAAAUACUGUGGAGCGACGCCGUCAUCAUCAUGUACAGUAUUACCUGCCGCGAUUCCUUCCGAAUCGCCUUUAAACUCUUACAGAAGCUGCAAAAGUUAAAGGAGAAAAGCCUGACUUCGGUGAUAUUACUGGGUAAUAAGCGGGAUUUACUGCAUCGUCGGGAUGUGGCCCUGGUGGAAGGUCAACGUGUGGCGGAGACGUUCGGCUGCCAGUUUUACGAGAUUUCAGUCGCGGAAAGUUUCAUGGGGGUCAGUCUGGCAUUCGAGAGCAUCCUCCGCGAAAUCCGAGCUAUCCGUCUGGGCAGUCCCAAAACACUGCCCAGACGAGCGGGACUGGGUCUGGUUUCCGUGUCGAAAAUGAUCGGUGCCAUGUUUGGCAAGUCCAACAAGUACAAAAAACGUCCGUCUCUAUCGCUGUAAAUAGUGGGAUGCAAGACCAAGAAGUGAGUUUAUUAUUCUGGAUUAGCAAUUUUUAUUUGCAACAUGCUGCUGAUGUUUCGCUCUGACAGACAUUUGCGACUGUGCUUGCUCAUAUUAUUUGCGCUACAUCUUUUGUUAAUUAUUUAAUUUUAUAAACUGCAUACACACAGAUUGACCAACUAUGUGUUACUUACUUACAGUAAGACGUUGAUGCUGUGGAAGCGAUAAUCUUGAUGCUUUUGGUUAACUGUAAAAAUUAUCAAUAGAAAACUAUGGGUGUUCUGAAGUUCUUCCG
This is a messenger RNA of Paramacrobiotus metropolitanus, 1811 nucleotides long. RefSeq names its product ras-related and estrogen-regulated growth inhibitor-like protein. Gene Ontology annotation, molecular function: GTPase activity; GTP binding. The record is from RefSeq and is a predicted model, not a curated record. Lineage: Eukaryota; Metazoa; Tardigrada; Eutardigrada; Parachela; Macrobiotidae.